AUGCGACGUGAGUCGAUACCAGCAGCAGUAGUCGAUACUAGCAGAGUCGAUACCAACAGAGUCGAUACCAGCAGAAGUCGAUCAGCUUACAGAAUGUCGGAAUCGGAACCUAUUGCGAGUUCAAAUUCAAACUCUUCAUCAGGUGACCCUGGUAGAACAUAUGGAACUCAAGAUCCUAAAUGUAGGAACAAUUUCACUUGCCACUUUUGUGGUAAAGUAGUCAAGGGUGGUGUAUAUCGUUUAAAAUGGCAUUUUAUUGGAGGUCUAUCAGCUGUUACUAGUUGUCCAAAUUGUUCAGAACAUGUAAAAGAAGAAAUAAAGUCUUAUAUGCAGAAAAAAGAAGUAGCGAAGGUGGAGAAUUUAAUGAACUCAAGUUACUUGCAUUCGGAUGAUCAUGAUCUUGGUGAAGAGGACGAUGACUGUGUUGAAAUAGAAGGUGGUAGUGGUAAGGUGCCCACACGAAAAAGACCGAGACAAAAAGGUCCCCUAGAUAGGUUCUUCACUCCUAAUUUUGAAGACGUGAUCAAAGGUAAAAAAGAUGGAAAAGGAGGGAUACAACAAACCAUAAAUGCGGUGGUUCGGAAGGAGUUAAGGGAUAAAGCUUGUACGCAAAUAGCAAGGUGGUUUUAUGAUGCCGACAUUCCUUUUAAUGCCGCUACUUAUGAUAGCUUUAGUGUAAUGAUUGAAGCUAUUGGCCAAUUUGGCCCUGGAAUGAAACCACCAAGCAUGUAUGAGCUAAGAGUUCUUUUACUCAACCAAGAAGUAAAAACCGUUGAAGAAGAAGUAAAGGAACAUAAAAAGGAAUGGGCCCAAAAAGGUGGCUCUAUUUUAUCGGAUGGAUGGCGUGAUUCGGUUGUCCAAAAAGACAUAAUUAACUUUAUGGUGAACUCUCCAAGGGGGAAGAUGCUAGAAGCUACGAGAAAGCAUCUUUAUUGGACUCCAUGUGCUGCCCAUUGCAUAGAUCUUAUGUUAGAGGAUAUCGGGAAACAAAUUCCUCAGAUGAAAAGUUGUUUGAAGAAGGCAAUGUUCGCCAAUGGAUACAUAUACAACUUUGUUGGUCUAGUGAACUUGAUGCGGAAGUUCACGAAUCAAAGGAACUUGCAUAGGCCCGCAAUCACAAGAUUUGCUACAUCUUUUAUCACUCUUCUUCAAUUUCACAAACAAAAGAAUAACUUGAGAAAGAUGGUUGCUUCUCAAGAAUGGAUGGAUAGCAAAUGGUCAAGUGAACCAAAGGGAAAGAUGUUGCACUCCUACAUCUUACAAGAGAUGUUUUGGAGGAAUAUUGUGUAUGCUCUCAAGUUGACGGGCCCUCUUGUUAGUGUUCUUAGGUUAGUUGACGGGGAAAGAAAGCCGACCAUGGGUUAUAUUUAUGAAGCCAUGGAUAAGGCUAAGGAGGCUAUUGCUAAAAGCUUUCCCAAUCAAGAGGACCUUUAUAAGAAAACAUUUGAAAUAAUUGAUAAUUGGUGGGAAUGUCAACUCCAUCGACCAUUGCAUGCCGUGGGCCAUUACCUAAACCCGUCUACCUUUUAUGAUAAUGCACAAAGGGUUGUAAGUUGUGAAGAAGUCAUGGAAGGUAGAGCUUUCGGGGCGUAUAAGACUCCUCAUUUCACUAGAGCAUCAAGAGGGAGCCGGAGAGUAAACGAUGAUGGGUCGGGUCCAUCAAGAGCUAGAAGUGCUAGAGGAAAAGAACAUGCUCUUUAG
This is a messenger RNA of Cynara cardunculus var. scolymus (artichoke), 1701 nucleotides long. RefSeq lists its product as uncharacterized. NCBI's taxonomy places the organism in Eukaryota, Viridiplantae, Streptophyta, Magnoliopsida, Asterales, Asteraceae. Bases 1 to 1701 code for a protein of 566 amino acids. The transcript is spliced from 3 exons. The record is from RefSeq and is a predicted model, not a curated record.